Messenger RNA from Protopterus annectens (West African lungfish), 1941 nucleotides. It is a transcript of the gene RGP1, whose product is annotated as RGP1 homolog, RAB6A GEF complex partner 1. Gene Ontology annotation, cellular component: Ric1-Rgp1 guanyl-nucleotide exchange factor complex; Golgi membrane. Bases 442 to 1602 code for a protein of 386 amino acids. The transcript is spliced from 10 exons. The record is from RefSeq and is a predicted model, not a curated record. NCBI's taxonomy places the organism in Eukaryota, Metazoa, Chordata, Ceratodontiformes, Protopteridae. Gene Ontology annotation, biological process: retrograde transport, endosome to Golgi.
ACACCAAUGGGCGGAGCUUGCGGCUUUGCAUCAGCUUGAUGUUAGGUCUUGAAGUGUUAGCCUAGAGACGUUUACAUAUAAUGUUUAUUAUUAGCUUGCGUUUUCUCUAGUGUUUAUUGGUGGUGGGUACCUUCACCUUUCAUGGUGUUGCUACCAAAUAGCGAAGUAAAAGUACACAUCUAAACCCAAACUAAUAGGGAACUUUCGACUAAGGCAGCUCUGAAAACGAAAUAACCUAGGUUGAGAUGUGACUGGAAAUACACGGUAACAAAUCAAUGGCACCAGAAUGUUGGACUGCAGAAUUUGGAGAUGAUAUCAAGGUGGCAAGCAUAGCUACUGGAAUAAAGGACCAACAAUGAAUGUAGAACUUUUUGAAUGAAGUAUGCAAGUGGGCCAAUAAUAAUGUUGCAGUGAUGAAUUACUAAGAAGUGGCUCGUCACCAUGAUCGAAGUGGCAGCAAAACUGACCAGAGGCCCCGUCUUCUUGGCAGGGGAAGUUUUAGAAUGUAUUAUCACCUUCACUAACCCAAUGUCAAUGAGGUCCACCUCUGCCAGCAGUGAAAUGCUGGCUUGGUCAAGUGCACAGAUCCACUGUCAAUUUAGUGCUAGUGAACAUAGGGUCAUUCUGCCACCUUCUGAAGACAGCAGACAUGAUGCCCAAGCUGAAAACGAAACUGUCUUUGUCCCAAACCGAGGAGAGCGUGGGCAAUGUAUCCUGUCAACCCCACCUAAAAUCCUUUUCUGUGAUCUGAGAUUGGAUCCUGGGGAAACCAAAUCUUAUUCAUACUGUGAGACCGUCCCUGUUGAUGGGCCACCUUCUUUUAAAGGACAGUCGGUCAAGUAUGUUUACAAGUUAACAGUUGGCUGCCAGAGGGUGAAUUCUCCAAUAAGAUUACUGAGAGUCCCUUUCAGAGUCCUAAUUGUGCAGGGUCUGGAGAAUUAUCUUUUCCCAGCUGAUGAAGAUGUGGCUCCAUCAAAUCCAUUUCUAGAGGAGGAAGGUAAUACAAAAAAGGAGAGCAGGUUGGUGGAACUGGCAACAGAGAUGCUUAGCGCUUCCUCAAGACGUAGUCUUCAUCUUUUCAAUAUUACUAAUACACGUGGAAAAGUUGGAAAAUUCUGCAUUUUCAAGACUGUGUAUAAAAUUGGUGAGGACAUUGUGGGAACUUUUGAUUUCUCAGAAGGAGAUAUUCCUUGUUUGCAGUACAUUGUGAGUCUGCAAACAGAAGAAAAGAUUCAAGAAGCAUUCCAGCGAAGACCUGGGCAGGCUGUGUCUCUGGUAACUCAUGCUCGAUGCCAAGAAUCAUGUUUGCAUACAGCAAAAACACACUUCAGUCUACCUAUUCCACUAACUGCUCCCCCAGAGUUCAGCACCAACAUUGUGUCCUUAAGCUGGCGAUUACAUUUUGAAUUUGUAACAUCGAGACAACCAGUUGACCCACCCAUAGUACCAGAAAAUGAAACUGAAGUCAUUGUUUUGAGUGGGGCAGAACACAUUGAGGUGGAUACUUUCAGCUGGGACUUGCCUGUGAAAGUUCUUCCAACCAACCCUGUGCUUGCAUCUUAUGGACUUCAGUUCUCUAGCAGCAAUUCCAUCAGUAUUUAAUUUUUUUUUCUGGCUCAGAAAGAACAAGCAGGUUCAGUGUGGAAUCUCUGUAGUGUACUGUGUGGUUGGAGAUCUGUCUUUGUGUGAUGUUAUUUUGGGGAUUGUGCUUGUGGGUAAUUAUACAUGUGAAAUGUAUGUAUUAUCCACAUUUCAAGUGUUUUACAGUUAAAUAAAACUAAGUAAGUACCAAGUUUUGAGUUUUAACAUGUUUAAAAUCACCUAAAGGUUUGAUUUUGUUUGAAGAGUAAUCCAAGAAAGUCUUACAACUUUCCUUAUUAUAGAUUUAUAUUGAUGGAAAGAAAAAGAAGAAAGUUAAGAUUAAAAAAUGAUCCUUGUAUA